GAUCUGAAUCCGAAUCUGAUAAAUGGGUUCUGAAAUGAUUUUCAAAAACUUGCCCAAUCCUUUUCACCCAGAACCCGAAUCUCCAUGCCCGGCCCAAACCCAGAUUUACCACCUUGCCCCUCUAAGCACCGCCGCCGCCGCCGCCGGGAGGACUGGCUUAGUAAAGGACCGACACACCAAAGUGAACGGCCGCGGACGGCGAGUGAGGAUGCCGGCGCUCUGCGCCGCCCGCAUCUUCCAGCUUACGCGGGAGCUCGGCCACCGCACGGAGGGGGAGACCAUCCAGUGGCUCCUCCGCCAGGCCGAGCCGGCAAUCAUCUCGGCCACCGGAACCGGAUCUACCCCUGCUUCGGCCGUCACCACCUCUCCGUCCGGGGUAAUCGCCGCUUACCGCCCUCUGCAGGCCGGUAUGGCAGGGUUGGGCGGACCCCGGCCAUCGAACAACACCGCCGGCAGUUUUAUGCAGUUGCCGUCGGCGAACCCUGUUCCGCCUUUCGCGAACGAUCCCCUAGCCAGCGGCGGAGGCAGGUAUGUCCAGCCGGCUAGGACGGAGGCCGGGCUGUUCUCGAUUACUCCGCCCUGUUGCCGAUUUGAGUUGAGGCAGCAGCCAAUUCCAACGCAUGAUUACUCUGGCCGGGAAAUGACGUUCACGUCGAUGCUGAUGAUGCAGCCGUCGCCGGUGAAUGUGGCGGUGGAGGAACAGGAACCCCUCCUUGAAGAUAUCGCCAAAAAUUAGUAGAUGAGUUGUUGAAAUUUCAAAUUCAGUGUAAAUUAGGGUUUGGGAGGCCAAAAACGUGACUGGCUUUGUACUUUUGUUAAAUCCUGAAGAAACCAAACAUUUGGUGUUUUUUUGAGUUUUGAAAAUGUUCAAAUUACCACCUUUUUUUCCUUAGAUUACCCAACCUUUUCAUUUACGGUAAAAACCGCAACAAUUUUUUUUUUUGAAAACACCUCAAUAAAUUUAUAACAUCGAA
Cuscuta campestris is the source of this 974-nucleotide messenger RNA. The record is from the annotation of a GenBank genome assembly. Lineage: Eukaryota; Viridiplantae; Streptophyta; Magnoliopsida; Solanales; Convolvulaceae.